CGUCGGCUGGUGUUGCUCUCCUCGCUCGGUGCCGCGGACCGUCGGCGGCAGCAGCAGCAGCAGCAGCAGCAGCAGCAGCAGCAGCAGCAGCAGGCAGCGAGCCAGUCGGGUCUCGACCGCCGUCGACGCUACAACCGACGGCGCUGCUCGGGGCGGUGCACAACAGAGAGCGAGAUCGAGAGAGAGAGAGAGAGAGAGAGAGAGAGCGUGACGGACACGGACGACAGCAGCCUCGCUCCUCUCCCGCGCAGCGGCGUGCUUGCGCAAGCUCCGGUCGCGGGUGCUCGCCAUCCGGCAGCCGAGUCCUCGAGCAGCCUCGCGCGCGGAACGGGACGGCCGCGGCAACGGCAGCGAGUGCGCGCGCGCGUGUGUGAUGCAGCACGUGCGGCCCGCCUCGGAGCUGGUGGUGGACCAGCAGCGGCAGCGGAGGCGACGAGCAGCCCAGCGCGAUGUACCGUGGAGCAGUGGUGCGCGUGUGCCGUCAGCGCGAGCGACAGCUGCGCGUAAAUAAGCGCGAGCAGUAGUGCGAGCACCAGUGGCAAGCAGCUCGGGCGCAUAGCGCGUGAACUCUGACCCUGAACUCACGCUUGCGCGCUCGCUCGCGCGGCCGUGCUCUCCCCGCACGGGCUUCUCGCCGUCGCACGCGCGCUACAGCGUCGUCUUCUGCUCCAUCCUCCUCGCGCGCGCACGGCUCUGCAGCACUUGCAGCGUGCGUGGCCCGCCCGCGGCCGGCGAGGCGCGCCACCUGAGGAUGCGCCCACUCGGCCGUCCGCCCUGCUGCCCCUUCUGCUUCUUCUUGCCGCGAUCUCUGCCGCCUGCUGCUGCUGCGACUACUGGCGCUCGUGCUCGUGCUCGUCGAUGAUCCUCGGGCCGAAGCGACCUUCGAUUUGUGCCAAAAAUCACACCUGCGACCAUACCUCUGCGCUCGACAAUCACCUCUCAAAAACUCUCGAUAAGCGAACCGAGCGCGUAUCUACACUAAAGCGUGCAAGUCGCCACACCGUUGCUCGCAUUCGCACGCGAGAGUCGCUCGCGGCAGUCGUCGGCCCGGAAGACGCGAAGCGAAGCAAGACAAGCGAGCAGAAGGAGGAGGAGGAGGAGGAGGAGGAAGAGGAGGAGGAAGAGGACGACGACGACGACGACGACGACGAGGACGACGAAAGCGAGGAGGACGCAGAAGUGGGGCGGAAGGAAGAGGACGAGGGCGGAGGAGGAAGGGCCGGCGGAGCGAGCAGCAGAGGAGCGGAGAGAGUCCGAACGAGCGCGGAUCCAUCCAACGUCCACCGAUCGCUGCCUGCGAUGCCCGCAGCCGCCGGGAGGCAGGCGGCCGAGUCCGAGGCGUGCCCCGCUAUUUUCGCGAGCGGCGCGCCUUAAAUAGGCGAGCGCGCGCGCGAGCGAGCGAGCAGCAAGCAAGGAGAGCGAUCGAGCGAAGUCGGCUUUGGCGCGCGCGAGCUCGUGGCCGCUGCCACGGGGACAUGGAGGAUCCCUGAGCGGCGGCGGCGGGCCCAGUGACCCAGCGAUCAGCGCGCGAGGACAGUGCGCGAGCGCGGCCAGCCGGCGGACCAGCGGAGCUCGCCCGCGAGUGUAUGUUGUUUCGUGGCGAGUGGCGCUAGCGGGCGGCGAGGUGGGGGGGCGCGUUGUCUUGCCUGCCGUGCGCCGGCGGCGGCGGCCACGGCGCCGGGCCCGGCCAAGCCCAGCCGCUCGUCGCCGACAAGCUCCUGCAGGCCCAGCAGCCGCGCGCCCGGUCCUCCCAGUUGCCGUCCCCGCAGCGCCAGCCGGCCGCCGGCUUCGCCCAGCCGCCGAGGCAGCCGCAGCCCCCGAGCCGGCUGCUCCUCGGCGCCGCCGCCGAGGCUGAGCCGCUGUCGCCCGCCGAGGCCGCCAAGGCGGUCGUGCUCGGCGAGUUCGACGAGUACCUCGGCGACGUCGACGAGCAGGCGGAGCAGGAGGACGAGGAGGGGGAGGAGGACGUCGACGACGACGAAGACGACGACGAGGAGGUGGACGAGGACGAAGAGGACGAAGAGGCCGGCGCGCCCGCGCGCCCCCGACGACCAGGGCCAGGGGGCCCACCGGCUCUCGCCCCGCCUCCACGACAUCGAAGAGGAGGACGAUGAGGACGGCCGCAACACCCG
Molecule: messenger RNA, 2132 nt
Organism: Phymastichus coffea
Lineage: Eukaryota; Metazoa; Arthropoda; Insecta; Hymenoptera; Eulophidae
Product: U3 small nucleolar RNA-associated protein 25 homolog
Exons: 3
Coding region: 859-1374 (171 amino acids)
Source: RefSeq, a predicted model, not a curated record